Messenger RNA from Dufourea novaeangliae, 1323 nucleotides. Its product is annotated as visual system homeobox 2-like. NCBI's taxonomy places the organism in Eukaryota, Metazoa, Arthropoda, Insecta, Hymenoptera, Halictidae. The transcript is spliced from 7 exons. Bases 1 to 1323 code for a protein of 440 amino acids. Gene Ontology annotation, biological process: regulation of transcription by RNA polymerase II. Gene Ontology annotation, cellular component: nucleus. Gene Ontology annotation, molecular function: sequence-specific double-stranded DNA binding; DNA-binding transcription factor activity, RNA polymerase II-specific. The record is from RefSeq and is a predicted model, not a curated record.
AUGCCGCAGCGAUCGCCGUUCGCGAUCCAGGAGCUGCUGGGCCUGAAUGGGGCCGGAAACGGGAACGGUACCGAUCGGGGCUCGCCCCAAGCCUCGCCGCCGGCCGGCAUAUCCGCGGUCUCGUACGCGCCAACGGCGCCCCAUCACAAGCUAUGGGACUACAUGCCCAGCCUGACGAAUCAUCUGGGCAAUCUCGGGAAUCUUGGAAAUCUCGGAAACCUGACGGCCUCGCGGAUGGCCUACCUGAAUGCGCAGGCGGCCGUCGCGGCUGCCUUCUUGCCGCCGCCCCAUCCCCACCCCGCCCACCACGUACCCCAUCAUCAGGUACAUCAACCGGGACAGCUUCCGGCCUCGCCGGCCGGCGUCAACGUGCAUCCGGCCGCACACGCGCAGCACGUACUUCCGGGCACCGCUGUCACCGCGAAUCAUCAUCAGCACAGCCCGACGACUCAGCACACGCCACCCCAUGGAUUCUCUCAAUCGAAGUGUUCGUUCUCAAAUCCCAGUCCAGGAGUCGGGCACAAUAUAGAGUCAGGAAAGGAUUUCACAGUCGACGGUCUCUCCGGUUUCAGUAAAAAGAAGAAGAAGAAACGCCGUCAUAGCUCCAGGACGAUCUUCACGUCGCAACAGCUGGAGGAGCUGGAGGCAGCGUUCAAGGAAGCCCAUUAUCCGGACGUCUAUGCUCGCGAGAUGCUCAGCCUCCGAACCGAUCUGCCCGAAGACAGGAUACAGGUGUGGUUCCAAAAUCGGAGAGCAAAAUGGCGCAAGACCGAGAAGUGCUGGGGCAGAAGUACCAUAAUGGCGGAGUACGGCCUGUACGGGGCGAUGGUGCGACACUCGUUGCCGCUUCCAGAGACCAUCCUGAAAAGUGCCAAGGAGAACGAGUCGGUGGCGCCGUGGCUGUUGGCUCAAUCAUCUAAGACGAGCAGCUUUAGUCAAGAUAUCGAAAAUAAUCAAGAACUGAUUGACUGUGGCCCCGCAGGGAUGCACCGGAAGUCAAUCGAAGCGGCGGAGCAUCUAAAGUCCGGCGGCGAGGACAGCGGAAACGACCACAACGGAAGCGGAAGCAGCCCCCAUCACAGCCAUCACCAAGGCGGACCGACCAGCUCAGAGAGCGGACAAGAAAGCCAGGAUGGGAUGGGACCUUCUUCCUCGACAGGUAUCGUUCAGGACACGGAGCAGCUGAGGAACGAGAGCAUCGCCUGUCUCAGGGCGAAGGCGCAGCAGCACCAGCUACAACUGAGCCUGCAGCCCACAGCGGCGCCGACCAGCACCUCCUAUCCAGCUGGUCCUCAGACGAGCACGCUCCACGCCUCCGUUUAA